This is a messenger RNA of Suillus subalutaceus, 1182 nucleotides long. RefSeq lists its product as uncharacterized. Bases 1 to 1182 code for a protein of 393 amino acids. Lineage: Eukaryota; Fungi; Basidiomycota; Agaricomycetes; Boletales; Suillaceae. The transcript is spliced from 5 exons. The record is from RefSeq and is a predicted model, not a curated record.
AUGCGUAUUGGCACGAAAGUAACGCCUUGUAAUCUGUGUGCGCUCGAUUGGCAAGCAAAUGGUCACCAGCGUGAACCAGUUAGUUCUAAUCUUGUUCUCAAACCUCGGCCCAGACCUAUUCCACAGCAACUUCCUCCGACUUCUAUCAGUUCUCCGCCUUCUGAAUCCCACUCUGCUAUGAUACCGCCCUCCAACGAGAACACACCAGUCUCCAUGCCAGAGGUCCAAUCGAACACCGAUGCAGUUUCACUAGCUGUGAAAGUGGAACUCGUUGGAACGACUCAUACUGAACAAAUGAAGACCACGAUCGUGGUCGGCGACUCGAAGCCUAAUAGCAUCAAGAAGCACCAGCCGAGCACCAAGCCAAUGCGGGUGAGCCCAAAGAUCACUGCGCGCAUGCAGUGCACAAAACACAGCCCCUUCACUCACACCAUGCACUCUGAUACUACUGCUAAACGAGUCUCCAAGGUCUCUGCUAAAGCCCAAGCCGCACUAGAAGAAACUGCAUCUAAAAAACGCCAAGCUGAUGUCAAUGGAGAUAGUGUGAGGAUACAGCUGAAGAAGGUAAAAUCAAACCCACCCACUGGAAGCGCUGCGAGAACAGCAUCAAAGAAGAACAUCGCAGUGUCGAGAUCAUCACCUGCGUCAAGUCAACAAGCUGUCGUCCAUACAGAGGCUGAGGAAGAAGACUCACAUAGCGAUAAUGCGAAAAACGAUGAUGUUGAACUUGUGGUGACCAAAAAUGAAGACAAAAGUGCCACUGAUGAGCUAAAACGAUUCAUGAAAGACUGGAUCUCACCUGUGUACGCUUUCUUUGAACCAUUUCCCAAGAUUGUCGAGGAGAAUGGCCGGUGGGCACAUGUCUUUAAGUGCCAGGGCAAGGGUUGCAAAACUACGGUAAGACAUUACCUCGACAAAGGUGAUGUGCGCUCGACAGGGAACAUGCGCAAACACGUUCGAUCGUGCUGGGGUGAAGAAGUAUUGCGAGCCGCCGAUGAGGCCAAGGAUGCCAAUGAAGUGCGAAAGAAGAUUGUGGGCAGUGUACUACGAAAUGGGUCAAUAACAGCCUCAUUUGAAAGAAAGGGAAAGGGAAAAAAUAACGUACUCGCAUCGUCAGCAUACCAAGGCCGAGACAAAGGCCGAGAUUGUUCGCUGGGUAUCAGAGAAUCUGCAGCCGUUUGA